AUGGCGAUGAGGAAGCUUUUAUCGAAGCGUUUCUUCAACAUCUCAAAUGUAGCGUCACAGAGUCUUAUGAAUUGUCGUAUAUCGUCUUCUUCGUUAGCCGUACGAACCAGAGUUCCUAAAGAAUCUGGAGAGACGAAAAUCGCUCCUGAGCCUGGAGAUUUGAGGAUUUCGCGGAGGUUUUUGCAUAAUAGCGCAAUGAUUCGGCCGGAGAUUAUGCAGAUGCCGGUUGGUGAGAGUCUGAUUGAAAAGCUCCGUCAAAUCGAUGGGAGUAAGGACCGGAUUCGAUUAGACGGACUUGCUCCGCCGAUUGCGAUUUCUGAGGUGGAGACGGAGAAGCCGAGUUUGACGGUGGAGGAUACGAAGAAACUGCUUAGAGCGGCGCAGAUCGAAGUGGUGAAAACGAAGCUUAGAGAAACGGAGAGAAGCUGGAUGUCGUAUGCAGAGUUCGUAAGCGUUUGUGGUGAAGCUUCUUCAGAUCCAGAUCAAGGAUCUCGAAUCGCGAAGAUGCUUGAUGAUUCAGCAAACGUCAUCGUUUUGGGAGAUUCCGUUUGUCUUAGACCAGAUCAGGUUACAAGAUCCAUUGAAAGACUGCUUCCUUUGCCAAAGAUCCGUAACCCAAACGACCCACGAAGGAUCGAGUUAAAAGAGCUCGAAGCAGAAAAGGCAGUGAUCGAUGUGAAAGCGCAUUCUUUGGUGCGGAAAGAGCUUUGGGCUGGUCUCGGUUACUUGAUCCUACAGACCGCUGGGUUCAUGAGGCUUACGUUCUGGGAACUCUCAUGGGACGUAAUGGAACCAAUCUGCUUCUAUGUUACCUCCAUAUACUUUAUGGCAGGGUAUGCCUUUUUCCUCAGGACAUCGAAAGAACCAUCCUUUGAAGGGUUUUACCAAAGUAGGUUCGAGGCUAAGCAGAGGAAACUUAUGAACCUUAAUGAGUUUGAUUUCCAGAGGUAUGAUGAACUGAAGAAGCUGUUUUGCCCUAAGCCUUCAGAUCGUGUUUCCAAGAUUCUUGGAGCUAUCAAGAAUUAA
Arabis nemorensis is the source of this 1026-nucleotide messenger RNA. Lineage: Eukaryota; Viridiplantae; Streptophyta; Magnoliopsida; Brassicales; Brassicaceae. The record is from the annotation of a GenBank genome assembly.